This is a messenger RNA of Striga hermonthica, 1308 nucleotides long. NCBI's taxonomy places the organism in Eukaryota, Viridiplantae, Streptophyta, Magnoliopsida, Lamiales, Orobanchaceae. The record is from the annotation of a GenBank genome assembly.
AUGGAUGAUUUACCAGAUGAAGUAGCAUGGAACAUAUUGCACAGACUAAAAACAACUUCAGAUAGAAACUCCGUUUCUUUAACAUGUAAGCGCCUCUAUGACUUGGACAACAAGCAACGGACAUCGAUCCGUAUCGGCUGCGGCAUAAACCCGGCCAACGAGGCCCUAACCUCCCUCUGCACUCGAUUCCACAACCUCGAACGAGUCGAAAUCUCGUACUCCGGUGGUUGGAUGUCCAGAUUAGGACAACAGCUCGACGACCGCGGACUUCACAACCUCUCGCUCGGCUGCCCGUUUCUCAAAGACCUCACGUUGAGUUACUGCACUUCCCUCGGCAACAAUUGGCGGAGAUUGAAACGGUUCGAGUUCUGCGUGGAGGCCCGGUACUUAAAUGGUUACGGUCGUGCGGCGGCCGACAGGUGGCGAGACCAGGACAUCUCGUGCGAUGAUAUGGUCGAGCUCAAAUUCGUAAACGGGAUUAUCAGCUGCAUUCUCGGAAAAUGCACGAAUUUGCGGAAAUUACACUUGGACAUGUGUCACGGCGUGCAGGACUCGGAUAUUUCGAGCCUCGCCCGCGCGUCGACCGAGCUCCGCUCGGUCGACAUACGCGUCCCAUCCAAUUUUUCGAACCACCCGACGAGGCUAACGGACGUGUGUCUUCGUGCGUUGGCGAGAUACUGCACGAGACUCGAGACGGUUAGGCUUUGCAAGGACGGGGAAACUUACUCGUCGUUCACGUUAGACGGGAUUCUGUGUUUGGUUCGGAUGUGCCCGGUGAAGGAGCUGGCGUUGAACCACGUGUGCUCGUUCGGGGACUUGGGAAUGGAGGUUACAACACACAUUCAAAUGGCAUUUAUUCCUAUGAAACAGUGCACUCGGGGACUUGCCUCCUCCACCACCCCUAGGCUGGCGGCCACCUCCGUGGGGGCCGCCCACCACCACCAAAGCGCCCAUUCCGGCGGGUUUUUGAGGAGGAUAGGGGCCCAGGGCCCGAUGGGUGUGGUUAUCGGCAUCAUUGGUGGUAUGGUGGGUUUGGCCGCGUGCAUCGGAAUCCACACCGCCAAGCAACAGCUCCUCCAUUCCCCUUCCGUGCAGGUCACCAAGAAGAGGAGGGAGUGCAUCCCGGAGGUCGAAUCACCCGACGAUAUCGUCAGCUCGGCCGACAAGUUUGUCCACAAGUCGUUCCUAAGGAAGGUCGGCCGCAUUCAGGAAAGGCACGGCCACAAUGUAGACGAGCAUGCGCGCUAUGGGCACACUCACGGCUCGCCCGGAGUCGAAACCUUGAAAUCGGUUGGGGUCCGUACUUGA